CGCUGAGGGAAGAGCAGAUCAAGGCCGGUUUGAAGACUUUAGAUUUUUGUCUCCUUCGUAUCGGAUUUCGUAGGAUUCGAAGGGCCUAAACGAAAUAUUUUAAAGCCGAAAAAUGUACAGCAAGAACGUAUAACAGAAUAGGUAUAAAAGAGAGGGCUUUUUUGCAAAAUCUACAGCAUCCACGCCACGGAAGAGCAGAUCAAGGCCGGUUUGAAGACUUUAGAUUUAUAGGCAUAAUGCCCCCUCUUAUUCCUACACUGUAGACGGAGGCCUGUUUUGUCCACUGCACACUUCACCAUUCCAUUCCAUGGCGCCGCCGCUCCUCGAUCUCCCCUCGCACUGCCUCCUCCCUCGCCUUCGCCGCCCCACCUCCGGCCGUCUCCUCCUUCACCUCCGCCUCAAACCUCUCUCCUCCUCCUCCUACACCACCACCACCACCACCACCACCAGUAGCUCCACCUCCUCCUCGCGAGCGCCUCAAGUUCCACCUAGUCUCCAUGGCCCCUCGCUCCGCCGCGGCCGCCGCCUGCCCGGCGAAACUGACGGCCUGCUCUCCUUCGCCCGCAUCUUCGAUCUCGCCGCCCUCCGCGUCCCGGCCGCCGCCUGUGCGCCCCUCGAGCGUCGCCUCCGUGGCCACCUCCUCAACUGGCCUCGCGUGCGCAACGUCGUCCGCCAACCCGGCGACGACGGCGGCCUCCUCUUCCCCGUUCCCCAUCCAAGCCUCGCCACUCCCUCCUCCCUGCCAACUGCGGUGGCUCGCCGAGAGAAGCUGGCCCGCGAGUUCAACGCCCGAGGCUUCGUGCAAUUCCCCAACCUUGCCAAGAUGUCGCGGCCCCCCGCGAGGAAACGGAAGGGGAAGAAGGAUGAAGGAGGCGGCGAGGCUGCGGCUACGGCAAGGGAUACUAAAGACAAAGUAUAUGUGGUGGAGGUGAUCGGAGAGAGAAAAGAGGAGCACGGCGACGAGUGGAUGGGGUUGGUCGGGGAGGAGGGGUUCGGGAGGAUCACGUGGAGAGGAGGUCCCACCCGGUUGCUGCUCCUGGACGAGAACUAUGCCAACAAGAGGGUUGAUGACCUCCCGGAGGCUGUCAAGGUUGUGUUGGACCAUGAAACUAACAAGGAUGGAUCUUCAUCCUACGAGCUUGUGCAAUGCCAAUUGACCUUGUUCUACAAUUACUGGCCAAUGAAUGAGAUUUUAGAGGAAAUACUCCCAGAAGGAAUAAUCGUUCCUACAGGGUUUGAGACAGUAGGGCAUAUUGCACACUUGAACUUGAGGGAUGACCAUUUACCUUACAAGAAGCUUAUUGCUCAGGUGGUACUGGACAAAAACAAGCCAAAGAUCCAAACUGUUGUCAAUAAGAUUGAUGCUAUUCAAAAUGACUACAGAACAAUGCAGCUUGAAGUCUUAGCUGGUAUUGAUUCCCUUGUAACUACGGUUAUUGAAAGUGGUCUUCGGUUCCAAGUUGAUCUUUCAACAGUUUAUUGGAAUUCUAGAUUAUCAACAGAAAGACAGAGGCUUGUUGACCAUGUUUUCAAAAAUUCUGAUGUUGUUUGUGAUGUGUUCUCUGGUGUUGGUCCAAUAGCAAUAUCAGCUGCAAGAAAGGUCAAAUAUGUCUAUGCGAAUGACCUAAACCCCACUGCAGUGGAGUACCUUGAGAGAAACAUUGUUCUUAACAAGCUCGAGAGAAAAAUCGAGGUUUUUAACAUGGACGCUAGAAGGUUUAUCAGUUCAAUAUACUCAAGCCAACAUGUGCAUCCAGUCACACAAGUAGUAAUGAAUUUGCCCAAUGAUGCUGCAGAAUUUUUAGAUGUGUUCAGAGGAAUCUCAUGGAACCACCAUUUGGCUGUGCCUUCUUGUGUAAUGCCAAAUAUACACGUGUAUGGAUUCUCCAAAGCAGAAGAUCCUGAAUAUGACUUCCAUGAGAGGAUAAAUUUGACGCUGGGUGAGAACGUGUCCGAUGUUGAAAUGCAUAGAGUGCGGCUCGUUGCUCCUGGAAAAUGGAUGCUUUGUGCAUCAUUUACCCUUCCAGUAUCUGUGGCGUUUGCAAAGCCAAAUUACAUUGCAUGUUAAGAGGACGGCCUAUAACAAAUUAACCAUCUUGUAUAUUCUUUAGUGGGUGAAUGAAAAUGACAGUAGUGUUUAUGCAUCAGCUGAAGUUAGAAUUGAUCGUCUUGGCCUACUACAUGCAUGAUGAUACAUCAUUCGUGAUCAUCAUAUAUCUAAAUUGAAGGUCGUUCGUUUGUAGAAAUUGCUUCAAUAAUCCAAAAGGAUUUUACGAUGAGAAAGUAUAAAAAAAAAGCUAUGGGUGAAGCGCCAGGGACAUUUAACUAUUUGUCAUCUAUGUGUUAAUGACAUAUAGAUCCGAGUGGUAAAUUAAUUGAAGAGUGUCAAAUAGUUAAUUUUUUCCA
This is a messenger RNA of Oryza sativa Japonica Group (Japanese rice), 2406 nucleotides long. RefSeq names its product tRNA (guanine(37)-N1)-methyltransferase 1. Lineage: Eukaryota; Viridiplantae; Streptophyta; Magnoliopsida; Poales; Poaceae. The record is from RefSeq and is a predicted model, not a curated record. Gene Ontology annotation, molecular function: tRNA (guanine(37)-N1)-methyltransferase activity. Gene Ontology annotation, cellular component: cytoplasm. Gene Ontology annotation, biological process: tRNA N1-guanine methylation.